CACUAGGGACUGUGACAAUGGUGGAGAUGAGUGGGGGCAGGAGAUUCGUCUAACUGAGCAAGCCAUUCAGGCCAUCAACAAGCUGAACCCCAAGCCCAGAUUCUUUGUUGUGUGUGGGGACCUCAUCCAUGCCAUGCCAGCAAGCACUAGGGUGCUGACGUCAAGUCCAGAUUUGUCAGGACAACAGUGCAAAGACACGUCUCCUACUCAGCCAUCCUCAUUCCUCCUCUCCUCUUCCCAACCCUUCUGAUCAGAUGGCCUCCAAAUAGAGCGACUCACAAACUGCUGAUCCCAGAAGCUGCAGAGAACCACGCUGAGGGCUACUCCAGUUCUGAGUAACUGCAGCAUGUUUUGGGGAAGGGAUUUCUGUAAUUUCUUCUGUGGCUGGGGCUGAUCCUAAAGUUAGUAUGGAGAAAAUAUUCUUUGUUGUAUUUCUUUUAUUUCUGUGGUUCAAGACCUGGAAAAUAAUGUAUUCUACUCUGUGAUGUGAUAUAUGCUACAAAUAUCAGAAUUUAUUAGAGGAGAGAUUAAAAAAUUUUUAGAUAAGGAUAUUUCAUAUAUUUCCUUCAAAAGACAUCAUUCCCUUCUAUGUUGAAUGUGUAAUUUAAGGAGUGACUUUUUAGCAAUCUGCUACAUUUUAUUUGCAGAGUGUAUUCCAACUCUACAUUAUGACAAAGAGUUAAGAACUGGUACCUUGCCUGGCCAGUAUGGCACAGUGGUUGAGUGUCGACCCAUGCACCAAGAAGUCACUGGUUAGAUUCCUGGUAAGGACACAUUCCAGGAUUGCAGGCUUGAUCUCCAGUAGGGAGCGUUCAGGAGGUAGCUGAUUGAUAUUUCUAUCUCUCCCUCUCCCUUCCGCUCUCUCUAAAAAAUAAAUCAAUAAAAUAUUUUUUAAAUAGCACUGGUACCUUGUGUUCUCCUUCCAGUGCCAAGCCCUUGCCUUUGACCUUCCACUUUCUUUCUCUGAACCUAUAUUAACCUGCGUAUGAUGGCAUCACUAUUGUCACACAGCCUAAAGUGCGUCUGGAGUUUGCAGAUGGCUAUUCCCAACACAGCAAUAGUGGCUGCAUUAUAGACACUUCAGCCUAAGGAUUUCUCUGCCGACAACUCAGAUGUCCAUUACAGAAAGCCUGCCAGUCUUCCCCUGGCUUUGUGCAUGGGAGUUCCAUCCUCAAGCCCCGUUCUAACAAACACUGACAGGAACUUCAGGAUGCUUUCCUGUUUUGCUCUGCAAUGCCUUGUUGUGUGGGGAUGCCAGGCUUUUUCAAGAGGCUGGUCUUUGGUCAGGCCUUGCGGAGCAUAGAGGUGCUGCUAUGGCUUUCAGUGGGGUCGGUGUGAGUGCUGGCGGCUGCGCAAAGGAAGCUCCCGAAAUUCUGGACAACGUGGGAGAUUGGCUCUGGGGCAUCUACCGCUUCGCAGACAGGAAUGAUUUCCGGAGGAACUUGAUUCUCAAUUUGGGACUUUUCACUGCAGGAGUUUGGCUGGCCAGGAAUUUGAGUGACAUUGACUUAAUGGCACCUCAGCCAGGGGUGUAGCCAGUUAGACACAUGGAACCUGAGAUGUACUUGAACCUCCAAACACAGCCUCCAAUCUGUGACCAUCACCAGACUUUCCCUGAUAGCAGCUGAAGUUUGAUUCACAUGGCUCCCUUCCCUUCCCUGCCUGCUUCCCUUCGCCGAGUCUACUCAGAAUUCAUUCUCUGGUCAGCAGUCAGGCUUCAGCUAAAGUGUUGUCCUCUGAGUUGUAAAGUUCUGUAUAUAAUUCCUAAGUUUUGGUAGAGAGUGAUCUUUGCUCUUUUCUUGAGGAAUAACCUGAUGGUAUUUUGACAAUGAUCUGAAAUAAAGACUGCACACAAAGACAAAAAAAAAAAA
Molecule: messenger RNA, 1871 nt
Organism: Myotis daubentonii (Daubenton's bat)
Lineage: Eukaryota; Metazoa; Chordata; Mammalia; Chiroptera; Vespertilionidae
Product: mitochondrial import receptor subunit TOM6 homolog
Exons: 2
Coding region: 1314-1535 (73 amino acids)
Source: RefSeq, a predicted model, not a curated record